ACUGAUUAUGGAGGCGAACUUUAACCUAGUGAGGGUCGAUCUCAUCGUCAUUCUUCUUUGCUUGAUUAUGAGCUCUUUUGUUCAACGUUCAGUGGCUUCAGAGUCGACUUCUGAUUUUAUUCAGAAUGCCAUCUAUUCGAAUAAGAUCGUGAUUUUCUCAAAAACUUAUUGCCCAUAUUCACUCAAGGCAAAGAAUGUAUUCAGUAGGUUGCAAGAGAAAACAUUUGUAGUGGAACUUGAUCUUCGAGAUGAUGGAUACGAAAUUCAAAGCCUUCUUAUGGAAAUGGUUGGCCGACGAACUGUUCCUCAGGUCUUUGUGAAUGGGAAGCAUAUUGGUGGAUCAGCUGAUCUGAAUGUUGCCGUUGAAAAUCGUGAACUACAAAACCUUCUGGAUUAA
Molecule: messenger RNA, 397 nt
Organism: Impatiens glandulifera
Lineage: Eukaryota; Viridiplantae; Streptophyta; Magnoliopsida; Ericales; Balsaminaceae
Product: glutaredoxin-C3-like
Exons: 4
Coding region: 8-397 (129 amino acids)
Biological process (GO): cellular response to oxidative stress
Cellular component (GO): cytoplasm
Molecular function (GO): glutathione disulfide oxidoreductase activity
Source: RefSeq, a predicted model, not a curated record